AUGUCAUUUGACAAAUAUAUUUUAAGUUCUGAUGCUGCUUCACAGAACCAAACGGUGUUUGUGUUACAGCAUAUAUUGGUUGUCUCUGAGAAGUUACAUGUUGAAAUAUGGUUUGAUGGCAACUUUGCCGAGAACAAAGAUGUAACAGAAGCAAUUGAGAAGGUUGCUGCUGCUUAUGACUGCAAAAUUGUUGAAGGUGUUCUUAGCCACCAGUUGAAGCAGUUUGUGAUAGAUGGGAAUAAGGUUGUAUUAAGUGUAUCCAAUCCAGAUACAAGAGUUGAUGAUGCGGAUUUCGAAGAGAAUGAAGUCGAUGCAAUUGAUAUCGUCACAAGCACGGGUGAUGGAAAGCCUAAGUUGUUGGAUGAAAAGCAAACAACUAUCUAUAAGAGAGCCGUGGACAAGAAUAAUCACCUGAAGAUGAAAGCUUCGAGGUUUAUUUUCAGUGAAAUAGACCAGAAGUUCCCCAUCAUGCCAUUCACUGCUAGGUCGGUAGAUAAUGUAUCAAGAUUAUCUAAUAUAAAUCCGCCAUCAGAUCAUCUUGGACUUUUUGUCCCAAAAAGAGAAGAUUCUCCACCACCGCCACCAUCGGCUUCAGUUUGUUAG
Molecule: messenger RNA, 603 nt
Organism: Morus notabilis
Lineage: Eukaryota; Viridiplantae; Streptophyta; Magnoliopsida; Rosales; Moraceae
Product: ERBB-3 BINDING PROTEIN 1
Exons: 4
Coding region: 1-603 (200 amino acids)
Source: RefSeq, a predicted model, not a curated record